AUGGAGGAUCGAUGUGCACCAUCGUUUUGUUCAUGUGGAUGCCAUUUACCACGGCCGCUGAAAUUGAUCGAACCGCCGCACGAACUGUGUUGCUGCGAAUACAAUCCUUUCAGCGACAAUUCAAAAGAAUCAGAGAUCUACGAUUUGCCGUUUGCCUUGCGAAAACUGACGAUAAUGAAGUGCCAGAUGAAGAAAUGGCGCAUGGAACGAUUGCAAUUCGAGAGCGAAAAUAGAUCUCUGAAACAAUCCCUACAAUCAUGCGCGCACCGCAAGAGAGACUCUGCUCCUUUUAAGCCUCAUAAAAGAGGAUUACGAAUAUAUUUCGAGCGGUCAAAUAAUUUUCAUGUAGGUACGAAGCUCGACGAAAUACUUGCUCCCGAUCCCCUGCUCGUGCAUUAUCGCGAGGAAAACGAAAGGCUGCAGAAUGCAAAUGAGGAACUGGCAGAAAAAGUUUACAACCUCGAGGAGAGCCUCGCCGAACGAGAUUGCUGCGACGAUCCUUGCAAGAAAGUUAAAUACAUGAAGGAAAAAAUAGCAGCACUGAGAGAUCGUUUCACUGCCGAAAAGAAACAAAUGCGAGAUACGAUAUCACAUUUUAAGAUGAAACUGGCGGAAGCCGAGGAGGAUACUUCCUACGCGACAAUAAACCGUUUGAAGGCAAAGCUUCGCGAGUUAAUGAAAGAUGGUCAGAAAGCCGAUCAACAGGUGUCCGUGGUUGCCGAGAGAUCAAUGCAGAUGUCAGAUCUCUCAGAGCGUCCGCAAGCCGAGUUAAUGCAAAUUCGUUCGAUCAAGGAUGUUGCUGUACCGAUCUUAAAAGACGAUGUCGUUCCUCCAUCUAUAGAUGAGGAAGAGAUAGAUACGUCGAUAUUACAAAGCCGUCUUCAGAAUUGCAAACAGCUUCUGGCUGAAUUGAAAACGCAUUUAGAAGAGAAAACGGCUUACGCGGAGGCUUUAAAGAGCGAACUUGAAGAGCAGAAAGUUUCCGCCGAAUUGGCAUUAGAUAUGGAUCAGGUGACCGUCAGGCGUAUAGAGACGGUCAAAGAUACACAAAAAGAACUGGAGAGAAUGAAAGAUGAAAAUAACGAAUUGAGAAACGAGAUCGAUAAGUUGAAUGUUAACCUGCGUCUCCAGGAAGAAAAAUUUCAAGUGGCGCAAGAGGAGUUGAAGGGUGCGAGAGACAAUUUGCAUAGUCUUGGGACUGAGAAUGAAUUCUUGAAGAAGGCAUUGGAAAAUGCUCAAUUGAAAAUUAAUGAACUUAAAGAAGAAAAUGUUGUCUUAAAAAAUAAUCUUGAUAAUAUGAUUAAGGAAUUGGAAUCUGCGAAAAACGAAAAUAAUAAUAUUAAAACGGAGGUUGAUCAAUUAUUAUCUGAUAAUAAGCAUCUACGAAAUGAAUUAGAGAAGCGAGUGGUAGAGAUGGAUCGGUUAAAAUCCGAAAGACCUGCAUUAAAGGACGGUUUCGAUAAAUUACUGGAAGAAAUAAAUAGAUUGAAGAACGAUAACGACAAACUAAAGGAUGAAAAUGUUGUUAUUAAAGCCGAAAGAGACAAUUUAAAAUCUGAGAAUAUUCUUCUUAAAGACAAUUUGUCUAAGACAGAUUCAGCAUUAAAUGACGCAGAAAAAGAAUUGGAAGAGUUCAAAAUGAAGAAUGGAGUUUUUACAAAAGAAUUGGAGGAGGCUAGUGUAAAUAAUAAUAAGUUAUUCUCAGAUUUUAAUGCUCUGCAAAGCGAAAUGGCAAAGUUAAAGUUGGAGAAUAAAAAAUUACUACAAGAGGUGGAUGAUGGGAAAGAAGAGUUAACGAAAUUAUUAUCCAAAAUAGAAAAUCUGAGGAAGGAGUUAGAUAAUUCAGGUAACGAAUUAAUAAGAGUAAAUAAUGAAGUUGAAGAUUUGCGUAAGAAAACAGCUGGAUUAAGUAAUGAACUAAAGGAGGCGAAAGAUAUAAAUGAACAACUAAGGGCAGACGUUAACCGAAUGACAGUAGACAGCAAAGCUACUAAAACAGAAUCGAAUAAUUAUAAAGAUGAAAAUGAUAAGCUAAAGACAAAGAUAAGCGAAAUGAAGGAACAAGCAAACUUAUCGACAGAUGAAAUAAAUAAAUUAAGAAAACAACUUGAGGAUGCCGAGAAUCGGGUUAAGUUGCUCGAGCCUCAGAUCGCUAGAUUACAGACUGAUAAGGACAGGGUACAAAAUGAGAUCAACGUUUUGCAAAAUGAGAUCAGCAAACUAAAACUAGAUCUUGGUGCAGAAACUGCUGCUAAACGAGGCAUUCAGCAAGAGUUAACAGCAUUGAAGAAUGAAAUGAAAAAUUUGAUUUCGAGGAUCGAUGAAUUGAAAGUGCAAAAUCAUGACCUACAAGAAGAGAAAGAUGCCCUCAAGAAAGAAUUAUUAAGUAUGAACGAGAAAUUGUCGAAUUUAAAAGUUACGAAUGCUGAGAUGGCGAGCGAGGUUAAUAAUUUAAAAACGGUUAUAUCUGAACUUCACUCGCAGUUAUCUAAAUUGGAAGAAGAUGCAGAUUAUUGGAAAAUAGAGAAUUGCAAAAUCAAGAUAGAGGUGGAUAAGUUGUCCAUUGCGAAUGAAAAGGCAAAAGAAGAUUUAAACAUCUGUAAGGUUGAGCGACAAUCAUUAGAGAAGGAGAUAAUUAGACUUAGGAUUGAGAAUGAAGAAAAGAUUAAGCUUGAAGGAGAAAUUACAGAGCUUAAAAAUCAACUGGAAAAAUUAAACCAGACUUUAUUAGCCGAAAAAUUUGCUAAAGAAAAGGCUGUGGGAGAAUUAGCGAAAGUCAGCAAUGAGAUCAUUGCAUUGAAAGAAGAACUUGAAGCAUUGAAAGAUGAAUUGACUAAAUUAAGGACGGAGAACGAUAAGAUGAGAGACAAAGAAGAUAAUCUGUCAUAUCAAGUAUCAACGUUAAAAAUAGAACUUGAAAAUACGAAAAAUGAGAUAUUAGCUUUGAGAGCUGAUAAUGACGCAUUAAAGUCAAAAGCAAAUGCAUUAAUAAUUGAGAACAAUGAAUUGAGAAAUGAAUCGACAAAACUAAUAUCCGAAAUUGAUGAUUUAAAAUUGAAAAACAUAAAUUUCGCAAAAGAGCAACAGAAAUUUGAGGAGGAAUAUAGUAAGCAAAAAGGCGAAGAUGAUAAACAGAAAGCUGAAAUUAAAAGUUUGACAUCAAAUCUGAUAGCUGAACAGAAAUUAUCGGAACAAAUUAGAUCAGAAUUAUCUAUUAGUCAAUCAGAAAACGAUAGAUUGAGAGCGGAUUUAGAAAAGCUGCAGAAAAAUUUGGAUGCAUUUAAACUAACAUAUGAUAAGCUGAACGAUGAAGUAAAUAAUUUAAGGGAAGCAUCGAUUGAUGCGGACAAAACGAACAAGUUACAAUAUCACGAGGAUUAUGCAUUACUAGAAGAGAAAAAUGCGCUUUUGAGCGAGUUGGAUGGUUUACGAAAGGAAGUGGCUGACGCACGAGCACAAAUCGAUGACUUAGUUAAGGAUCUUAAUGCAGAGAAAACAGGUAGGAACGCCGCCUUGAAGGAAUUGGAUGCCUUAAAAGAUGUUUUGGCUCAUUUGCGGGAUGAUUUAAAUAUAUGCCGAGAGGAGAACGAGCGGCUAACGAUCAAGUCAACCACUUUGGAAGAUCAAAUGUUGGCGUUACAGACAGAUUUGAAAAAAUCCGAGAUUGAAAACGAAUUGGAUAAAGUGAAAGAUACCUUCGAUGAGAGACCAUCGAUAAAACAUGAUGAAGUGCAGCAAGAUUUAAAAAAAUUAACGAUAGAAAAAGAGGAGUUGCAAAAUGAUCUGAUUAGAGUGCAAAGCGAUAUAUUAAGAAAAGAUAUUGAGAAAGACGAUUUUACAAAACAUAUAGACGAUAUAGACGACAUCGAUAAGCUAAGAGACGAAUUAAAGAAAUUAACAAUUGAAAAUAAUAUUUUGAAAACCAAAAAUGCAGACCUUAAAUCCGAAUUGGAUCGUUGUCAAGCAGAGAUUAAGCAUUUGAACGAACAGCUUGACAAUUUGCAGAAUGAAAACAUUCGAUUACUAAAAUCUUCUAUUUCUUCUGUUGAAGAGGCUGGCGUGAUUAAACCGGAUGAAUGCGGCGACUUCGUUAAGGCGAAUGAAUUACUAAAGAAGCAGAUUGAAAAGCAAUAUGACGCUGUGCAACGUAUGCGUGAUUACAUACACUAUAUAGACGGUAAAAUUUCGACGAAACCCGCAAUGGCGACGACUCUGGACGAUGACUUCGACAUCCUGCAUUGGAGGGUGCCAUCCAUCGUAGAGUUAUUAAAAGAAUCUCAAAAACUGUCCGAGAACAUUUAUCAGGCGGAAAUCGAAUUGCAAAGCAUUGAUAAAUUAUUGGAAGUGCUUAGCGAAUGGAAAAAAGAUAAUAAGAAUUAUAUAUCGGAGCUUGAUGUAGAAGUUACCAAGGUUGCAGGUGUGGAUAAUGGCGAUGAGCUUGCAGCUUUUGACCCUGAAUCUUGGUUGAAGUCUUUAACGCUGACGCAAUUGGCCGAGCUGCACGACAAGAUUUGUUUAUUGACUUCAAACAUGGUGCAGCAAGACAGCGGUCCCGAUCGAUCGGCGAUUAAUUGGGACUACAGCGGCGAUCCACUGCAAGCGGAUUACGACGCUUUAAACCAGCGGAUCGCCGCCUUGCAGAAGCAAAUAGCCGAGAAGCAGAUUGAAGCGGGGUGGAAGCUGCAGGAAUUAAGACAAUCUCUCCGUUUCGAGCAGGUUAACCUGAUUCAAAUCUCCGACCGGAUGAAUCUCGAAAGAAGACGCAAUUUGGCUCUCCAUCUCAUGAGUGAUUGA
Messenger RNA from Cataglyphis hispanica, 4794 nucleotides. RefSeq names its product nuclear anchorage protein 1-like. NCBI's taxonomy places the organism in Eukaryota, Metazoa, Arthropoda, Insecta, Hymenoptera, Formicidae. Bases 1 to 4794 code for a protein of 1597 amino acids. The transcript is spliced from 8 exons. The record is from RefSeq and is a predicted model, not a curated record.